UGAUGCUCUUGCUCUCUCUCUCGUUCUAUCCCUCUUGCUGCCCAAGCAGAUCGACUUGCAAGCUUCGAUUGUCUCGAGACGCAUACUUGCUUAGCAGACCGGCAGAUAUUCUCUUGGUACAGCGGCCAUAGCUAGAUGAGUAGGUGCACUGUAGUUUAAUUUGGCGGAUAUAGGUCCUAAGGUGUAUAUAUGCCGAUGGGUGUGCCCUAAUGGUAGAUGGCUGACCUGCCCGAGGAACCGUCGACUGCGUCCUCGACAGCUCCUCCUCCUCAAGUGCAAACUGCUGGCCUGCCGGCCGAGCCUUCUCCCGGUCCUGCAUCGCCUCAUUCACCGUCGACGGAGCAAGGGGAGAAGACGACGGGGGUAGCCACGGCGUCGGCGACGGCGAGCUCGGGCGAGCCAUCGCCACGGUCCUCGGGGAAGCAUGCCUUCUACCGGGGCAUCCGGUGCAGGAGCGGCAAAUGGGUCUCGGAGAUCCGCGAGCCGCGCAAGGCCCGCCGCAUAUGGCUAGGGACGUACCCGACGGCCGAGAUGGCCGCGGCGGCCUACGACGUGGCCGCGCGCGCGCUCCGCGGGGCCGACGCGGUGCUGAAUUUCCCCGGCGCCACCGCCUCCCGCCCGGUCCCGGCGUCCGCGUCCCCCGCGGACAUACGCGCCGCGGCGGCCGCAGCAGCCGCGGCCGCCGCGCACCUUGAGCAGCCGCACGGCGGAGAGGCUCAUCGUACCGGCACUGCCGAUCCUGCCGCCUCCGCCACAGUGGAGCAGCAGCAACAACAACAUCAACGGUACGGCACGAGCAGUCCGACCACCGACGACGCCGCGGCCCACCCGCCGCCAAUGGAAGGAGGAGUUGGCAAUGACGAUUUCAUGGACGAAGAGGCCAUCUUCGAGCUGCCGCAGCUGCUGCGCAACAUGGCGGCGGGCAUGAUGAUGAGCCCGCCGAGGCUGAGCCCCACCACCUCCGACGUGUCGCCGGAGCCGUCGGAGGCAGGCGAGAGCCUGUGGAGCUACCGUGAUCCCUAGCAACUCGCACGCAGAGACUGCCAUCCAUCGAUCGCGCGCCAUGUCUUGGUGAGCUGGGCGGUAAUUAAUAAAAUCUAAGUACGUACUACUAUAGCAUCUAGCUAGCUAGCGACCCGAAUUAAUCAUGCAUGGCAAGAUAAGGAGAGAGAAGUAGGGUACACUCAACACACAUCCAUAUGGACCCAGAGGCCGGCCGGUGCGCCGCAGCGUCCUCUAUCUGGUAAUAUAUAUAUAUGUAUAUAUGCCAUAAGGAGCGUUGUUAAUACUCAUAUAUAUGCCACCCAGUACCCACUUCGAUUUUUUGUGUCCUAGCUAGCUAGCUAAUUAAUUACCUUUUCCAAUUUACCUUUUCUUUGUUACUUUUGGCAGUUCUUUUUUCGUUUUAAUUGUGAUUCCGUGUGACUAAGCCAAGUCGUCCACUUGCUGAUUCACUUGGAUUAUUGCUCGUUUUAGUAUAAGAGCAUGCAAGCACGUGGUUUUUUUCUAAGUGCCAAGUGAAUCUCUCAUGUCAGUGAGACUUGGUGCUGGCUAUAUAUGUACAUGGGUGUGCCAUCACUGUAACUGUAGACCAGGAAAAAUAUUAUGUGGUGGACAAGCAAAGAGGUGCAGACAUGCAUGCAUGGUUACACUUUAGCCUUUUCUAGAUGUUGUCACCUUUUGUAGUAGUUUAUAUACAGGAACAGGUUGGGGAAGUUGGCCGUUGAAAAGAUCCUGAGCAAGCAGUUUGGUGGGCAUUCUUUUAAGUUAUAUAUAUACAACUCCAUCUGCUCGCAACCAGUGUCAUUGUUUCAAACAAUAGAUUUGCCACUCCUCAAUAAUAAU
This is a messenger RNA of Oryza brachyantha (malo sina), 1845 nucleotides long. RefSeq names its product ethylene-responsive transcription factor ERF027-like. Lineage: Eukaryota; Viridiplantae; Streptophyta; Magnoliopsida; Poales; Poaceae. Gene Ontology annotation, biological process: regulation of DNA-templated transcription. Gene Ontology annotation, molecular function: DNA-binding transcription factor activity; DNA binding. The transcript has a single exon. The record is from RefSeq and is a predicted model, not a curated record. Bases 217 to 1023 code for a protein of 268 amino acids.